This is a messenger RNA of Penicillium verhagenii, 393 nucleotides long. RefSeq names its product cupin domain-containing protein. Lineage: Eukaryota; Fungi; Ascomycota; Eurotiomycetes; Eurotiales; Aspergillaceae. The transcript is spliced from 2 exons. The record is from RefSeq and is a predicted model, not a curated record. The coding region runs from base 1 to 393 and encodes 130 amino acids.
AUGGAAGAGCCAACCUAUGACUCCAGCCGCCCUCGGCCUGAUAUUCAAUUGGCGUACCAAUACAAACUGACCAAUUGCCCUGGAAAGAGCAUCGUCGGCCUUCAUGUCACAUUCCCACCGAAUGGCUCAACUCCGCCCCACCGCCAUGGCGGCUGUUCAGUCUCAGCAUAUGUCGUCAGUGGUACGCUGCUGAAUAAAAUGAAUGACAGCCCAAUGAAAGUCAUCAACACUGGGGGCACAUGGUAUGAGGCUCCGGGUUGUCAUCACCGUAUCAGCGACAAUGCUAGCAAGACUGAGUCUGCGGUACUUAUCGCUACGAUGAUCCUGGAUACAGAUGUGUUAGAGCGCGAUGGAAUGGAUGCUCUGAUUCAAAUUGAUGAGGAGUAUCGCUAA